AUGCAGCUUGUCCUAGGCCAGCGGUGCCACCUCGUACUGGCUCUAUUCAUCCUACUGCAGCUGGCCGAGGCUUGCUCGGCCGCCGCCGGCAACAACGAGACGGACCGCGCCGCUCUGCUGGCGUUCAAGCACGCCGUCUAUGGAGGCGGCCACGCCGACCCGCUGAGCUCCUGGAAUGACUCCUUGCCCUUCUGCCGGUGGCGUGGCGUCUCGUGUCACGCUGGCAAUGGCAGAGCGACCGCGCUGGUGCUCGCGUCGUUGGGUCUUGCCGGCGCUAUCCCUCCGGCACUCUGGAACCUCACCUUCCUCUCGUCUCUUCAGCUGCCGGACAACGGGCUCACAGGGGAGAUACCUCCGUCCGUCGGCAGUUUGCGGCGCCUCCGCAGGCUGGACCUCUCGGGCAACCUGCUCGCUGGGGCCAUGCCGGCAGAGGCGGCCCUGCUCACAAAUCUGACGCACCUCGAUCUCUCUCGCAAUCUGCUCUUCGGCCCUAUCCCACCCAGGCUCGGCCGUCUCGGCGGCGCUCUGGUAAAUCUGAACCUCUCCAAGAACCAGCUCAUGGGGAGCAUACCGACCUCCCUCGCCGGGCUGCCUUCGUUGCAGUGGAUCAGCCUUGGAAACAACAACCUCACCGGCAGCAUACCACCGCUGUUCGCCAACAUGACGGCCCUCAUCGGAUUCUCCUUCAAGUACAACAACCUUCGCGGUAGCCUGCCGGAGGACAUAGGCCAGUCCAGGAGCCUGCAGUACAUAGAGGCGGCCGGGAACGAUCUUAUUGGCGAGGUCCCGAUGUCUAUCUACAACGUCACCUCCAUCAGGAUGAUCGAGCUGUCUUACAACUCAAUAUCGGGGAGGCUCCGCCACGACAUCGGAGACCUGCUCCCGGAGCUCUACUUCCUCAGCAUGUUCGGCAACGAGCUCGUUGGACGGGUCCCAGCGAGCCUGGCGAACGCGUCGACAAUGCAGUGCAUCGCCUUGGGCGAGAACAACCUCGUUGGCGUGGUGCCCGCGGACCUUGGCGAGCUCAGGGAGCUCCUCUAUCUGAGCCUGAGCUUCAACAUGCUGCAAGCCAGCACACCUAGCGAGUGGCAGUUCGUGGACGCCCUGACGAAUUGCAGCAAGCUGCGUGUGCUCCACAUGUUCCACAACGAUCUCUCCGGCCAGCUGCCGGCGUCGGUUGCCAACCUGUCGACGGAGCUUGCGUGGCUGGACUUCGCGUACAACCGGAUAUCUGGGACCAUCCCCUCCGGUAUCGGCAAGCUGACGGGGCUGACAACCCUCCGGUUCCAGGCAAACAACUUGUCUGGGGUCAUCGCGGAGUCCACGGGCCUUCUAACUGGCAUGUUUGAGAUGCUCCUGUUCGGGAACCGGCUGACCGGCACGAUUCCGUCGUCGCUCGGCAACCUCACCAAGCUGACGCAGCUCGAGCUGAGCGAAAACGAGCUCGUUGGCGAGGUGCCGCCGAGCUUAGCGGGUUGCCGGGGCCUCGCCUACCUGAGUGUCGCCGGGAAUCGGCUCACUGGCACCAUUCCAGCUCAGGUCUUCACCAUACCGGCAAUGUCCUACAUCCUAAACAUGUCCAACAACUUCAUUUCCGGCGAGGUGCCACUGGAGGUUGGCCGCCUUCAGAGUCUCCAAACCUUGGAUCUCUCCAAUAAUAGAUUGACUGGUGCGAUCCCCGCAACGAUCGGCCGCUUCAGAAGUUAUAUCUCCAGGGCAACCUGCUCCGCGCUGGCGUCUCGCCGUCGUCAUUCGGGAGCCUCAAGGGCCUGGAGGAGCUGGACAUGUCCCGCAACCACCUGUCCGGCGACUUCCCACGCUUUCUGCAAGACGUGCCGUACCUGCGCCUCCUGA
This is a messenger RNA of Triticum turgidum subsp. durum (durum wheat), 1854 nucleotides long. The record is from the annotation of a GenBank genome assembly. NCBI's taxonomy places the organism in Eukaryota, Viridiplantae, Streptophyta, Magnoliopsida, Poales, Poaceae.